Phytomonas sp. Hart1 is the source of this 946-nucleotide messenger RNA. NCBI's taxonomy places the organism in Eukaryota, Euglenozoa, Kinetoplastea, Trypanosomatida, Trypanosomatidae. The record is from the annotation of a GenBank genome assembly.
GAAUAUCAUACACAAAGGUGUACUGUAAAGAUAUAUAUAUAUAUCAUUACUAGGUCUAGCUAAGUUUCCCACAAUGGAGCAAAAAGGUGAUGCUUUAAUGGCAUCUGGGGAGAAGGCUCUUAAGAAGCGCUUUUUCAUAUUCAAAAGUGAUAAAACGGAUAGUGCCCAUGAUAAAUUUAUUCAGGCAACCACACAAUACAAAGCUGCGGGUGUUUUCUCGAAGGCCGCGGUGGCAUUUAAACGCGCUGCUGAUACCUCUGAAAUGAAUGGUGAUGAGCGUGGAAUAGCGCUUGAGCUAGAGGAAUCAGCGAAGAUGUACCUCAAAGCCAACGACACAAAAUCAGCCGUGACGCUAUACAAAAGGGUGUUUGAGAUACACAACAAAAAUCAAAGUUCCAUAAAUGCCGCUAAGGUAUGCGCUGCCAUUGGUGAGAUCACAGAAGGUGACGAAGCCAUGAUGUGGCUAGACAAGGCAGCGAAGUACUAUCGAAGCCAAGGAUCAAAGGUCAUGAGUUCAGAAGUCUUGUUAAAGAUCGCGGAUUCAAAGGCACAGUCCGGUGACUACAAGAGUGCACGAGAUAUUUAUGAGGAACAAGCACUUGCGGCACUAGAUGAUCGCGCUUCUCGUUGCAACGCACGGUAUCUAUUUUUCAAUGCCCUUCUUGCACAAAUAGCAACUAUGAAGGAAAUAUCCCUGAUGGAUGACGUAGAAGUUCUGAAGGAACAAUUCGAAAAGUAUCAAGAACUAGAGACACAAUUCAAUUCUCUAACUCGCCAGCAUAUGGUUAUAACUGAUCUCAUUAAGGCCAUCCAAUCAGAAAACGUUGAUGCUUAUGAGGAUGCCAUCAGGGAGUAUGACAACAUCUGCCCACUUAAUAGCAUGCAAAAGGAUAUGGUGCUAAUCGGGAAGAAGGUGCUCGACUUACAUGUAAAUGAUCUUCUGUAA